This is a messenger RNA of Solanum pennellii, 462 nucleotides long. RefSeq names its product allergen Asp f 7 homolog. The coding region runs from base 1 to 462 and encodes 153 amino acids. The transcript has a single exon. The record is from RefSeq and is a predicted model, not a curated record. Lineage: Eukaryota; Viridiplantae; Streptophyta; Magnoliopsida; Solanales; Solanaceae.
AUGGAGGUGUAUGUUUUUCAAGGGGUUAGUAAAGCUAAUCAGACCCCACUUGAAUUGGAGUUUGUACCCCAUGUGACUGAAAGUGGGGUAGGUGAGGAAUCUUUUAAUGAGACUUCUAACCCUAAUAAUCAGCCUCCUACUUCUACUUUUCCUUCCAUCCCUACAGAUGGUCCUUCUGAAACUUCUAGCACUCCAUUUGAAGCUCAGUCUUCUACUGUGCCUCCACGAUCUCCUUCUAUUGUGCCUCCUUCUUCUAUUGUGCCUCUACCAUAUCUUUCUACUGUGUCUCUUCCUUCCGAUGUGCCUCCCCCAUCUACUUUUACUGUGCCUCCUCCUUCCUAUGUUCCUUCAUAUGAUUAUCCUAUAAUAGAUAAUGAUCCAACUGAUGACGAAGUGGAAGAUAAAUCAGGAUCUGAAGGGAAUACUAGUGAAGAUACAGAGGUUGACAGUGAUGUUCAUUAA